Molecule: messenger RNA, 5335 nt
Organism: Ruditapes philippinarum (Manila clam)
Lineage: Eukaryota; Metazoa; Mollusca; Bivalvia; Venerida; Veneridae
Molecular function (GO): protein dimerization activity
Source: RefSeq, a predicted model, not a curated record
CCAUGUCUGCACACCAGUACCAAGGCAAAACCAGGCUUAUUACUGUCCAACAAGAGCUUAACUCAACCAAGUUUGCAAACAUUGCAUACAUCAACCCAGACUUGUGUAAACUCCUCCUUAAAUGGUUCAGAUGAGACUUUCUCUCAGAGGUUAAGAUCUGUCGUCAAUUCUUCGGUACAACCAUGCUCCAGGACCUCUGAUCAAGAUUUCAAAUCAUCAUCAAACUGGUCUAGCCUGAAAUUGACUAAAGCAUCGUCUUACGAAAACCGUUCGCUAGCAUCCAGUCAUGUUCCAAGUGGCUUCACACCUGUCAAACUGCCAUUUGGCCUCAAUAGUGGAGACCCUAUGAUGACAUUUCCAGGGACACCUGCUAAAUCAACUAUUGGCUCACCACUUGGGUGUUUGUCAAUACCAGAGACACCAGGUACAAGUUUCACAGGUGUGGACUAUCUAGAACUGACAGAUGAUGAGGACGUGGCCAGUCUACUGUGUACAGAGUCCAUUGAUAGCAUCGACCUUGAGAAAAGCUUCUCUAACAAACCUUCAAUGGGGGAAGAAGAAAAUGACAAAGAAAUCAUCUCUGAAAUAGAUUACGAGGUUAGUUGUGACAGUGGUAAGAGUAGUGCCUCACAGAUGAAGGUCCGUAGAAGACUUGAUAGAGACUAUGGAUGCAGCAAGGAUCAAGCUGUACCUACCACAGAUAAAAGUUGUCUGGAGUUUGAUGGUUAUCUUCUAUUCCACAAGCACAAUGCAGCACUAAUGGAUCCUGGCUGCAGUUCCUCCGAGAAGGCUUUAACCAUUGCUGAUAUGUGGGAUAAUCUUGAACCAGAGGAUCGUGCACGUUACGCCAGGAUUGCUUCCCUUGAUCAGUCAGAUGAUUCUAUUGACCUGUCAGCAGAUCUGCUUGGUAUUGACCUGAAACCUCUACACCAGGAACAUACAGCCAUUGACAACAUACAGUAUCAGGAUGAUAGUCAGGAAGUACCGAGCCUCGUUCUUGACCUGUCAGAUGAGAUACACAAAAAUUACGAGUUUCAGUAUAUCGAGGGCUACGAAGACCUGGGCGUGUUUUAUCCAAAUGAUGUUAUGAAAGGGGAUUUUUCAAGAGAUUCCAGUGAAAGACUAGAAGACAGCGAGCAAAUGAGUCAAAUUGUUCCGCAGAUGUGAUGAAAGAAUCGUCAUAUACUAUCUUGUUACAGUGCUUGACUUCAUAUUGAUUUUUGUAACAAUGUGGUUUUUAGGCUCUAUUGGCAAAAUAAGUAUCUUAUGGCUCUAAUGGCAAAAUAACUAUUUUUAGGCUCUAAUGGCUAAGUUAAUUUAUUUUUUAGGUUCUAAUGGCAAAAUAAAUCUAUUUUUUAGGCUCUAAUGGCAAAGUAACUUUAUUUUUUAGGCUCUAAUGGCAAAGUAAAUUUAUUUUUUAGGCUCUAAUGGCAAAAUAACUUUAUUUUUAGGCUCUAAUGGCAAAGUAAAUUUAUUUUUUAGGCUCUAAUGGCAAAGUAAAUUUAUUUUCUAGGCUCUUAUGGCUAAAUAACUUUAUUUUUUAGGCUCCAAUGGCAAAGUAACUUUAUUUUUUAGGCUCUAACAGCAAAGUCAAUUUAAUUUUAGGCUCUAAUGGCAAAAUAACUUUAUAUUUUAGGCUGUCAUGGCAAAGUAACUUUAUUUUUUAGGCUCUAAUGGCAAAGUAAAUCUAUUUUUUAGGCUCUAAUGGCACAGUUAAUUUAUUUUCUAGGCUUUUAUGGCUAAAUAACUUUAUUUUUUAGGCUCUAAUGGCAAAAUAACAUUAUUUUUAGGCUAUAAUGGCAAAGUAAAUUUAUUUUUUAGGCUCUAAUGGCAAAGUAAAUCUAUUUUUUAGGCUUUAAUGGCAACUUAAAUUUAUUUUCUAGGCUCUAAUGGCAAAAUAACAUUAUUUUUUAGGCUCUCAUGGAAAAGUAAAUUUAUUUUUUAGGCUUUAAAGGCAAAGUAAAUCUAUUUUUUAGGCUCUUAUGGCAAAGUAAAUUUAUUUUCUAGGCUCUAUCGGCAAAGUCAAUUUAUUUUUUAGGCUCUUAUGGCAAAUAACUUUAUUUUUUAGGCUCUCAUGGCAAAGUCAAUUUAUUUUUUAGGCUAAAAUGGCAAAGUAAAUUUAUUUUUUAGGCUCUAAUGACAAAGUAACUUUAUUUUUUAGGCUCUAAUAGCUAAGUAAAUUUAUUUUUAAGGCUCUUAGGGCAAAGUAAAUUUAUUUUUUAGGCUCUAAUGGCAAAGUAAAUUAAUUUUUAGGCUCUAAUGGCAAAGUAACUUUAUUUUUUAGGCCUUUAUGGCUAAGUAACUAUUUUUUAGGCUCAAAUGGCUAAGUAAAUUUAUUUUUUAGGCAGUAGUGGCUAAAUAACUUGAUUUUUAUCUUGAUAAUGGACUGAUACAAAAUGGAAACUGGGCAAGUUUUAAGUGCUUUAUCAACAGUAGUGAUGCAUUUGAUCAAACUCUUUAUUGGAGGGAUUGUUACUUAGAUGUUAAUUACUGUGAAUUCACUUAAUUAUGUGGGCAUUAUAUUAUGUGGUUUUGUCAUAAACUACAUUUUCGUGGCUUAUUAAAUUCAUAGACUGUCUAUUUUACCAAAAGGUAAAAUGUAAAUAAUGUGAUGCAAAAUAAUAGCAGAUGAAAAGAGAUUUCGUUGCAUCUUAAAUUGGGUGAUUGACCAUCCACAAAAACCAGUGCCCCACAAAUAAUAAUGAUUUUGCAGUAUAACAUUUUGAUAUUGGAAUAAUGGACAACUUAGAAAAUUUAAAGCAGUUCAAGUUCAUUUCAUGAAUUUAGCAAGGUAAACAAUACUUUCAGUGUAAUAUUUAUGCAUCAACAAACUUGUUCAUUGGAUAAUGGGCAUAAAAGCUAAUUUCCCAAGCAUGAUUAACUGGCCAUUUUUUUUUAAAUUUUCUAACUGUGGUGUGUAUGAGGGGGGAGGGGUUUGAGAUUCUGAACUGCUUGGUCAUUAAAUUUGGCAAGUACCAGUUAGAUGUGAUCAAUUUCUGUGCUUCCGGUUACAAUGUCCAGGAUUUGUGAUUUUUGUUGUUAGGUAUUUUCUUUCACAAAUGUAAUGUUGACAUAAAACCUGUCACUGAAACAUAUUAUUUCCUGCCACUUAUGUUCUGAAUUUGGAAAAAUUAACAUAUAUGUAGAUUUUUUUUGCAAAGAGAAAACCAUUACUAUCACUUCUAACAUACAAAUUUAAUUAAUUUCUUACAUGUGUUAUUUUACCAAUUUAUUUCGAAUAAUUGAAUAAGUCAAUUUUAGAUAAAGUAAAAGAACUUCAGAACUUACAAGAGAAUUUUAAAAUACAUUGUAUUGGAAGGUAUGUUGAUAGUCACAAUUAUGAUUUUGCAUUUGGUCUUCUGAAAAAAAAAUGCUAUCUACCAAUUUUAUUUUAAUUCUGCAUUUGUUUGCUUUUUACAGUUGUGAAAUUGUGUAAAAACAUACAAUGUUGUUGUUGUUGUUGUUCAGAGGAUUAUAAUAUACAUUCCUGCCUUUUAUGCAACAUCAAUAAUAUAAAGAAAACAUUCAACAGCUUGGUGUAAAUACUCUGAUAAUUACUGCACUACAUAUAUUUGUCUCCAGUAUUUCUCUUUUUGUUUUCUUCGUUUUUAAUUUUUUGUUGUUGCUGUCUCGAUUUAUUUUGCUAAAGUUUAACUGAAGCAUUGCAAAAAAAAAGAGGAAGGAAAAAUUGGCAAAUACGUAAGAUCAUCAUCAAUUAUCCCAUUUUCUGGGUGUUUACAGAUUUUAUAUAUGAUUUAGAUUGGGUGUACAAGUUUUUUAGUUAUAAUUUAACAGAUGAAUCAUUAGUGAAUGAUGUAAAUGGUGCACUAUUAUAUAAGGUAGCCCAGUGAUUUUCCUUCUUUUUUUGUGCAAAUUUCAUAGAGGUUCAUUAUGGGUUUUUCUCAAUAACAAACAGUUUGAAAGUCCCAAUCUUGUACAUCUUGAAAAAUUCUUUGAAGUUUUGAUGAUUUCUUUUUUCUCUGAAUUAUCUUGACUAUAUUAUCUUUUAUGAAAAAAAACAAAAGAAAACAAACCAAAAAAAAACACACACACCAUGCAUAGAUCUUCCUAUGUAUUAUCAUAUUUAAUAAUAAAAUGAAUAUUUUUGGAUUCCAAAUUAUCUGAAGGUUACCACAAUAAAAUAUCAAAAUUAAAAAGACAUAAUUUUUUUGUCUGUAAAAAUCACUUCAACAGGAGUGCAUCCAGGGGUAUUAUCAAAAAAAUAAUAUACUGAGUAAAUAUGAAAAAGAAGUAAAAACUUUAUCUUUUUUAUAUUGUAUCAGCGUUUUUUUUCUCUACUUUGGGAAUGGUGCCAGUACCAGAAUGAUUGGGGAAAAAAUGCGUUAUUUUGAAUUAAAUUGGGAUUUUUUUCAUGCAUUUUUUCAGCUACCAUUAAGAUUAGUCAUCAUGAAUAAAGAUAGCUUACAGCUUCCACUGUCCAGGUAGAACUAUUGAGUGGUGAUUUAUAUGAAAAUAUUGUAUUUAAAUGAUUUCAGAGAAAUCACUUGGCCUAAUGUGGCAAUUUUGAACAGCCAUUUUGGGAAUUUAAACAUUGGAAAUUGGGAAUUUUAAUGUCUAUUUUCUAUUGGGAACAGUACCGUUUUAGGGUAGUAGUUAUAUAAAGAAAAAAAACACUGGGUAUAUAUUUGUGUACUUCACCGUCCAUUGUUGUUUUGAUUUAAUCAGGGUCUUUCAAAUUCUUUGUCUAUUUUAAAGACCUUGAUCUACCCCUAAACCUGCUGGAUUUUUAAAAUUAAUUGAAAUGCAUUGAACUUGGAACAGUUUAUUCAAAGUUAAAGGGAAAUUCAUUAUUAAAAUACAUACAAAAAUUCAGCUACUCAGAAUGAUGGUCUGGCUGUACGUGUUAUUGAACAGGAACUUUUCUUGUUUGCAGAAACAUACGGUUUUAUUUUACUUUUAUUGGUUUCCAUGGAGAUUCUUUGAUAUUUUUCCCUUUUUUGAAGAAAUUCUUCUUUUACCUAUUUUUAAGUACAUUUUAUUUAAAACCAUUUUUUAUACUUUAGGAGGGUACUGACAUUUGUCUGUGUUUUGUGUAAUGAACCAUUGAAUUAAAUUAAACGUUUUGAAAAAAAACCUAUCAAAUUUAAUGUUCUUAAAUUUACCCUCACUUUUACAUAUGAAAUAUAAUUAUUGAAUUAUUAGUUUGUUAAGCAGUUUGCAAGUUGCAUGAUGCACACAAAAAAGAGACAAAAGUUGAAAGUUUAAUGUUAUCCCUGUUACAUAUUGUUGUUAUAGUUUACUGUUUAUGUCAUCAUUUUAUAAUGUUAAUAUGUUAAAUGAAUCAUGAACAAUAAAUCAUUUGAGUUGUAAAAUA